AUGGACAACCAAGGCCCUCCACCAGGGUAUGACUACAGCAGCAGCAGCAGCCGACAACCUCAGGAUGGGUACAAUUCCCAAUAUCAAUCCCGAAGAAUUACUGGGCAACCUUCGUCAGGCAGUGUCAGAAUGAUGGCACAACAGUUUGAAGAGCCGGCGUCCUACAAACCCGAUCUCAGAGUCUUAAAAAUUGGCGCAUGGACCCGGAUGUGGGUUCUACGAAACGCGAUUUUCGACGCUCUCGCACAACAGCCAGUUCUGAAGUAUCAAAACCGCGGACAGAGCUAUACUUUGUUCAAAAUGGAGAUCCAGAUUGAGGCUGCAUAUCCUCCCUGUUUACUUCGGAACAUAGGAACAUAUCGACGACCUUAUGUUGAAUCUGUUGCUGACUCAAACUUUAUACCUUCUGGUCGUAGACCUGCCACGCCGCAUCGAUCAUAUCGUCCUGUCUCUCCAAGCCUGAUGUCCCCUUCUAGAACAACAACACUGUUCUCACUCCGGCAAACAAACAACCAGGCAUAUGCCCCAUCAUCAUCUUCCCAAUCUCCUCUUCCAUGGGCACCCACAAAUGGUCAGGCCGGUGAAGAGCGUCCAUGGACGCCAGCCACGAGGACAACAGCAGACUGGCGGCGACCCCAGGCCUCUUCCCAUACAUAUGAACCUCUUGAUCUCAACGGUAGUCCGAGACCAGUGACGCCUGGUGUUUAUAGUACGACGUCAUCUGCGGAUUCCAGACCGCUCCCUCGACCGCCCCCACUUUUCUCGAAGAAACAGGAUCACCGAGACGACUUCAGUUCUCUUGCAAGCACAUCAGCGGAGACCUACGAGACAGAUUCCUAUGAUGAUGAUGAUGAUGAGGACGAUGAGGACGAUGAGGACGAUGAGGACGAAAGUGUCUUUGAGGACCGAAGAGAUGGUAAACCAGCGCUCAGGUCUCACAAAUCAAGUUUAAGCACGACUUCAUAUGACACCGACAAUACUGUCACCAUAGAAGCUGAGGACGACAUUUACCGGAAGAUUGAUGAAGAAGAUCUCGGUGAAGCUUCAAUUGAGGCCGGAGGCCAGCACUAUGGCCCUGCCCCAACUGGAGCAACAGAGAGGCGGCAUCGAAAAGCUCAAAAAUCCCAAAAACAGGUUCGCCUUAUCAACGGAGAGCUUAUUCUCGAAUGCAAAAUCCCCUCGAUUUUGCAUUCCUUUUUACCUCGUCGAGAUGAAGAAGAAUAUACAUCAAUGAGAUAUACUGCCGUAACAUGUGAUCCCGAUGAUUUUAUCAAUCGAGGCUACCAAUUACGACAGAAUAUCUUGAAGCGAGAUACUGAACUUUGCAUUUGCGUCACGAUGUAUAACGAAGACGAAAUUUGCUUCACAAGAACCAUGCACGGAGUAAUGCGAAAUAUUGCACAUAUGUGUUCUCGUAGCAAAUCCAGAGUUUGGGGAAAGGACGGGUGGCAGAAGAUCGUUGUUUGCAUCGUCGCCGACGGGCGUAAAAAGAUCCACCCUCGGGUCCUAGACGCUCUUGCCGCAAUGGGUUGUUACCAAGAUGGUAUCGCAAAGAACUUGGUCAACGGCCGAGAAGUCACAGCACACGUCUAUGAAUAUACGACACAGGUAUCUUUAGACGCCGACUUGAAGUUCAAAGGUGCCGAAAAGGGUAUCGUUCCAGUACAAACCAUUUUCUGCCUCAAAGAAAAGAACUCAAAGAAGUUGAACUCACAUCGUUGGUUUUUCAAUGCCUUCAGCGCUGCUCUGGAUCCCAACAUUUGUAUAUUGUUGGAUGUUGGAACACGGCCCGGUGCUACAUCACUCUAUCAUUUGUGGAAGGCCUUCGAUACGAAUUCAAAUGUCGCUGGUGCCUGCGGCGAGAUUAAAGCUAUGACUGGUAAGGGUGGCUCAGCUUUGCUCAGUCCGCUUGUAGCGUCACAGAAUUUCGAGUACAAGAUAUCAAAUAUCCUCGACAAGCCCCUUGAGUCAGUUUUCGGAUAUAUCACGGUUUUGCCGGGCGCAUUCUCAGCUUAUCGGUACUAUGCCCUUCAAAAUGACCCCGUGACUGGACACGGCCCGCUCAGCCAAUACUUCAAAGGAGAGACUCUGCACGGAAGAGACGCAGAUGUCUUCACCGCCAAUAUGUACUUGGCAGAAGAUCGUAUCUUGUGCUGGGAGUUGGUUGCAAAGCGAGGAGAGAGGUGGGUGUUAAAGUAUGUUAAGAGCGCAACAGGUGAAACCGAUGUACCAGAUGCUGUUCCGGAGUUUGUCUCUCAACGCCGUAGAUGGCUAAACGGAGCCUUCUUCGCUGCUAUUUACAGUUUAAGUCAUUUUAAACAGAUAUGGCAGACGGAUCAUUCUAUCAUUCGGAAGAUACUUCUACAUAUUGAGUUUUUUUACCAACUUAUUUCUCUAUUAUUUACCUUUUUCUCGUUGGCAAACUUUUACCUUACUUUCUACUUUGUAGCUGGGGCUCUGACAGAUCCGACCAUAGACCCCUUUGGCCAUGGCUGGGGUAAAAGGAUUUUUAUCUUCAUGAAAUUCACGAUUACGCUCCUUAUUUGCAUCCAGUUUAUUCUCUCUUUGGGGAAUAGACCCCAAGGUGCAAACCGGCUGUUCUUCUGGUCAAUGGUUACCUUUGGUUUUAUCAUGGCAUAUACCACUUCCAUAGGUUUCUACCUGGUGAUCCGGACGGUUACAAGUAGUCCAGAUGAAUUCCAGGCCGGGGAGAAUCUACUCAUGAAUAUGGUGGUCUCGGUCUGCUCAACAGUCGGUCUCUACUUCUUGAUGUCCAUCCUAUAUCUCGAACCAUGGCAUAUGAUCACAUCAUCGGCCCAGUAUUUUGCAAUGUUGCCGUCUUACAUAUGCACGUUGCAAAUCUAUGCCUUUUGCAAUACGCACGACGUUACGUGGGGUACAAAGGGUGAUAACGUCAUCAAUACUGAUUUGGGUGCUGUCGUCAAGGAGAAAGGUGAUAUCGUCAAUAUUGAGCUUCCAUCCGAGCAACUUGAUAUCGACUCAGGAUAUGACGAAGCGCUAAGGAAUCUUCGUGAUCGAGUUGAAGUUCCAUCGGACCCACCAAACCCAAACCAGCUUAAAGAAGACUACUAUAAAAGUGUCAGAACCUACAUGGUUAUUUCCUGGAUUAUUGCCAACGGACUACUUGCGAUGGGAAUCACGGAAGCUUAUAGCACUGAGAACGUUGCUAAUAAUUUUUACCUAACUUUCAUCCUAUGGUCUGUGGCUGGUCUCGCAGCAUUCCGAGCGAUCGGAUCCUGUGCCUUCGGUGUCAUCAAUGUUGUACACAUGAUUGUACAAGGUCGAUAUAAGAUGAAAAUGGAACCCGGAUCGAACCCCCUGAAUAAACUAAGAAAACCUGCAUGGAAGAUUGGCGGUGGAAGUAGUCUUAAGAGCGCUAUCUCGAGCAAGCUACGUCGGUGA
Messenger RNA from Orbilia oligospora ATCC 24927, 3423 nucleotides. RefSeq lists its product as uncharacterized. The record is from RefSeq and is a predicted model, not a curated record. NCBI's taxonomy places the organism in Eukaryota, Fungi, Ascomycota, Orbiliomycetes, Orbiliales, Orbiliaceae. Gene Ontology annotation, cellular component: cell periphery; cell septum. Gene Ontology annotation, molecular function: chitin synthase activity. The transcript is spliced from 6 exons. Bases 1 to 3423 code for a protein of 1140 amino acids.